Messenger RNA from Cyprinodon tularosa, 1383 nucleotides. Its product is annotated as putative butyrophilin subfamily 2 member A3. The coding region runs from base 303 to 1145 and encodes 280 amino acids. Gene Ontology annotation, cellular component: membrane raft; external side of plasma membrane. Lineage: Eukaryota; Metazoa; Chordata; Actinopteri; Cyprinodontiformes; Cyprinodontidae. Gene Ontology annotation, molecular function: MHC class II protein binding; protein tyrosine kinase binding. The transcript has 6 exons. The record is from RefSeq and is a predicted model, not a curated record. Gene Ontology annotation, biological process: positive regulation of ERK1 and ERK2 cascade; interleukin-15-mediated signaling pathway; T cell activation.
CAGUGAACUUUAAACCCUAUGAUUUAGUCGUGUAGCUUCAGCUUUAGUAGGGAACAGUGUAUACCUGCCCUGAGUCUGACUCCUCUGCUGUAAGGGGUCCACUUUGACCUGCUUGGAUUCUGUUCUGACUCGGUUUAACUGCUCUGUCUGCAGAGUCUCAGAGCUGCUGGGUGUUAGUGGACUGACUGCAGCUCAUUAGAAUACAUCACACUUCCUCUUUAAAGAGGAAAUAAGAUCAUUACUGUUAGAUCUGCAGCAGAGAAACGUCUUUCAGUUUUCAGCAGCUGAUAGAAGGACAGGAGAUGUUGGAGCUGAUUCUGAUCGUUGUUUUUCAUGUUGAAGGAACUGAAGGAGGAUAUCUUCAACUCUAUCAUAGAUCUGGAGAUGAUGCCGUUCUACCUUGUAGCAGUUCUACAAACUGCUCCACUAUUAACUGGUUUUACAGCAGAGAUUCGUCCACUGAUCAUCAGCAGGUUAAGGAUGGAAAAGUUCAGAGUUCACCUCGAGCUGCCAGGUUAAAUGUGGACAAUAACUGCUCUCUGAUCAUCAUCAACAUGACUGCUGAAGAUGCUGGAAUGUACUCCUGUCGAUUUGGUUCAGGAUCCACCAAUGAUGGCGUUGUGCUUCUGAACGUUCUGACCAUCUCUCCAUCUUCACCAGCUGCUGAUCCAACAAAGGAUGGUGAUGUCACAUUACAGUGUUCUCUUGAUAGGUGGAGUGGGUUGGGUUCUUGUCCACAGAACAGCCUCCUCUGGGUGGAUGAGACAGGAACUGUUCUGACUGGUGAAGGUGUUGGGUACCAGUUUAGACGGACUGGCUGUGAUUCUUAUCUCACUGUGAAGCUUCAGAGCAGCAGCAACAGAAGCUACAGCUGCCAGUUUGUUGAUGGAAACACAGUGAAGAUAGAAGCUCACUACCAGCUGGAAGAACCAUCCACAGGUUCCCCAGACUGGUCUCCUCUGAGCUUCAUCAUGUUGACUCUGAGGAUCACAGCUCUGAUCCUGAUGGUUGGAAUCACUGCUGAUAUCAUCAGAACCAGAGGAAGCAAAAAGCAUCAGAAAGACAUUAAUGUUCAUUAUGCUGUUGAUGAGGAUGCAGUAGAUUAUGAAAAUGACGGAGAACGUUCUACUGCUGCCACAAUCUGACCAAGCUGACCUUCAUCAACAUGGUUUAUACUUAAAAACAUUUUAUUUUGAUUUUACAUCUGUAAAAGUGUGAUUUUCCUUUUAUUUUUGUAUCUCCUGACAAAUAAGCUACAUUUUUAAUCUUGUUGCAGAUUAUUUUUAAUCAAUGUAGAAUCUUUAAAUUUGUUCUCAGACUAAAAUCUGGAGGCAGUCAGACAGAAACUGAUUAAUGUGUCAUUAUCUCAAUCACAUCAUAUAG